AUGGGCGGUGCAGAUAAGAUGCCGGCAGGCCGGCUCAGCUGGUUACUGCUAGGCGUGGUGUUAGCCUUUGGAGUUGCAGCUAGCCCGGCCCAGGCCUCCAGGAAUACUCACUACGACUUCGUUAUCAAGGAGACCAACGUCACCCGGCUCUGCCAGGAGAAGACCAUCCUGGCCGUGAACGGGCAGUUCCCCGGGCCGACCAUCUACGCGCGCAAGGACGACGUGGUCAUCGUCAACGUGUACAACCAGGGCAACAAGAACAUCACCCUCCACUGGCACGGUGUGGACCAGCCGCGGAACCCGUGGUCCGACGGGCCGGAGUACAUCACGCAGUGCCCCAUCCAGCCCGGCGCCAACUUCACAUACAAGAUCAUCUUCACCGAGGAGGAGGGCACGCUGUGGUGGCACGCGCACAGCGACUUCGACCGCGCCACCGUGCACGGCGCCAUCGUCAUCCACCCCAAGCGCGGCUCCGUCUACCCCUACACAAAGCCGCACAAGGAGAUGCCCAUCAUCCUCGGCGAGUGGUGGAAUGCAGACGUGGAGCAAGUUCUCCUGGAGUCCCAGCGGACCGGCGGCGACGUCCAGAUUUCGGACGCCAACACCAUCAACGGGCAGCCCGGCGACUUCGCCCCGUGCUCCAAGAACGACACCUUCAGGAUGUUGGUGGAGCACGGCAAGACAUACCUACUCCGGGUCAUCAACGCGGGGCUCACCAACGAGAUGUUCUUCGCCAUCGCCGGGCACCGCCUCACGGUGGUCGGCACCGACGGCCGCUACCUCAAGCCGUUCACCGUCGACUACAUCAUGAUCUCCCCCGGACAGACCAUGAACAUGCUCCUCGAGGCCAACCACGCCACCAAUGGCUCAGGCGACAACAACCGCUACUACAUGGCCGCGAGCCCGUUCUUCACCAACAUCGGACUCCCGGUCAACGAUAAAAACACCACGGCCAUUCUGGAAUACACGGACGCGCCGCCCUCCGCGGGGCCACCAGACUACCCCGUCCUGCCGGUCAUCAACGACACCGCCGCGGCAGCGGCGUACACAUCGCAGCUCCGCUCCCUGGUCACCAAGGAGCACCCGAUCGACGUGCCAAUGGAGGUCGACGAGCACAUGCUCGUGACGAUCUCCGUCAACACGCUCCCCUGUGGGGCCAACGAGACGUGCAUGGGCCCCGGCCCCGGAAACAACACCCGCCUUGCGGCGAGCCUGAACAACGUCAGCUUCGUGCCGCCGACCGUCGACAUCCUCGACGCCUACUAUUACUCCAUCAGCGGCGUGUACGAGCCGGACUUCCCCAAUAAGCCGCCCUUCUUCUUCAACUUCACCGCCCCCAACCCGACGGUGGAGUUCCAGCUCUGA
Messenger RNA from Miscanthus lutarioriparius, 1365 nucleotides. The record is from the annotation of a GenBank genome assembly. Lineage: Eukaryota; Viridiplantae; Streptophyta; Magnoliopsida; Poales; Poaceae.